Vicia villosa (hairy vetch) is the source of this 1467-nucleotide messenger RNA. Its product is annotated as protein WALLS ARE THIN 1-like. NCBI's taxonomy places the organism in Eukaryota, Viridiplantae, Streptophyta, Magnoliopsida, Fabales, Fabaceae. Gene Ontology annotation, cellular component: plasma membrane. The transcript is spliced from 6 exons. The coding region runs from base 140 to 1222 and encodes 360 amino acids. The record is from RefSeq and is a predicted model, not a curated record. Gene Ontology annotation, molecular function: transmembrane transporter activity.
AUUUCAAUUUCCACAAUUAGCUAGUAGAUACAAAGAUCUCUCUAUUUUCCAGCAGAUAUUUUUCCCCAUUUUCUCUUGGUCAACAUCAUCUACUACAUCUCUGAGUAGAUCCUGCAAAAAAACACAACACCAAAAGAAUAUGGUGUCUGAACGAGCUAAGCUUCACACAGCCUUGACUUUUUUACAAUUCUGUCAUGCAGGAAAUCAUAUAUUUCUCAGAAUUGCACUUAAUACAGGAGUCAGCAAGCUUGUUUUUCCUGUUUAUAGAAACAUCACUGCUUUCAUUCUUCUUGCUCCACUCGCAUAUUUCACUGAAAGGAAAGAUAGGCCACCAAUAAACAGUUAUUGUUUGUUGCAGUUUUUCCUACUUGGACUUGUUGGAAUAACUAUGAAAGAAGGAUUUUACCUUGUGGGUUUGGACAAUACAUCGCCGACAUUUGCUUCUGCUAUGCAAAAUUCUGUUCCUGCCCUUACAUUUCUUAUGGCUGUGAUACUAAGAUAUGAGAGCUUGCGCUUAAAUAGGCUUAAUGGUAUAGCUAAGGUUCUUGGAGUACUUGCUUCUGUUGGAGGAGCUUCAAUCAUUACCCUUUACAAAGGACCAACAAUUUAUGCUCCGGAAUCACCUUUAGCAGUGCAUCAGGGACAAUUCUUGUCGCUAUUUGAGGAUUUCAAUGGGAAAAACAUGAGCUUGGGUGGCAUUUUUCUCUUUGGUCACUGUUUGAGUUGGUCUGGUUGGAUUGUGAUGCAAGCAUUUGUUCUGAAAAAUUAUUCAGCACAACUUACUGUUUCUGCUUUUACUUGCUUAUUUGGUAUUGUGCAGUUUGGGACAAUUGCGGCAUUUUUUGAGAAGGAUCCCAAAGCUUGGCAGCUCAAUUCCAUUGAUGAGGCCUAUAGUAUUUUGUACUCGGGAGUGGUGAUUUCAGGGGUGGCAGCAGCAAUACAAAUAUGGACUAUUAGCAAAGGAGGGCCAGUGCUUGCUUCAAUUUAUCUUCCCUUACAGACAUUGCUUGUAGCUUUGAUAGCAUCCAUUGUUUUUGAUGAAGAGUUCUUCUUGGGAGGGAUAAUUGGAGCGAUCUUAAUUAUAACCGGUUUAUACCUUGUUGUAUGGGGAAGAAGUCAAGAAACCAAGUCUGAUGAGCCUGAGAAUCGCGUGGAUCGCGUGGAAGAAAAAAUUGACAGUUCUUCCCUCAUCCAACCAUUGAUUUCUGUGCACAACUCGUAGAUUUUAGAGGAACAAUUUUAUAUGCUAGUAAAACUGUAAUAGUUUCUUGAGCCUUAAGUUAAGGUGACCAAAUAUUACACCAUUUCUUUGAUGUAGCAGUGUAUUUUUGCAAGUGCCAACAAUUGAUACGGAUGCACUGCAAUUCAGAUAGUUGAACAUAUAGAAAAGAAUAGCAAUUGGUGGAUAAUUGAUAUAUAUAUAUAUGGUGUACUACAUAAUAAGCUACCUACAAAAGCUAUUUCACA